Messenger RNA from Hippocampus comes (tiger tail seahorse), 988 nucleotides. RefSeq names its product programmed cell death 1 ligand 1-like. Lineage: Eukaryota; Metazoa; Chordata; Actinopteri; Syngnathiformes; Syngnathidae. Gene Ontology annotation, cellular component: external side of plasma membrane. The coding region runs from base 59 to 958 and encodes 299 amino acids. Gene Ontology annotation, biological process: negative regulation of T cell proliferation; cell surface receptor signaling pathway; cellular response to lipopolysaccharide. The transcript is spliced from 7 exons. The record is from RefSeq and is a predicted model, not a curated record.
AAAUACCGCUCUCGAAACUUGAAUGGACAGAAGACUCAAGUUCACACACGAGCUCUAAAUGAACUGGACCAAAGUCUUUAUUUUGCAAUUGGUGUUUCAGCCCUGUCUCCAAGCAGUCCCGCUAACCACGAAUGCUGAACAAGCCUCAUACAGAGGCGAAUUGGGAGGAGACGUGAUGAUGGGUUGCCGCUUCCACCCUUUGUCACCGCAUCCCUAUGACGAUUUGAUGAUGGCCUGGUACUGGAUCUCAGGGUCUCAGUUUCGGGAGGUGUACCGCCUGGAUCAGGGGAAGGAGCAAGUUUCCUUCCAGCAUCCGGACUUCAGGGGUCGCGCCAGGGUCCUCAUGGAUGGGAUUAAAGACGGCUGGGCCAGGCUGCAGGUGUCCGGGCUUCGCAUCAACGACACGGGAAUCUACCAGUGCGUGGUGCGGACAAGGAACGGGGCUGACUUCAAGGACAUUAAGUUAUCUGUCACUGCACCUUAUAAAACGGUCACAAAAAGCAUUUCCAAGUCGGCGGCUGGAGGCGAGCUCGUGUUAAGCUGCCAAUCCGAGGGCUACCCGGUGUCCACGGUGGCCUGGGAGGACGCUCACGGUCAAAAGCUCAAUGCCAGCACUGCCGUUGUGACAACCGCGGACCACCUUUUCAGCAUCACCACUCAGGUACGGGUGGGAUCAUCGCAGAAAAACAACUACACAUGUAGUUUUCACAGUAACAGCUCCUCUGCGAAUUUUCUCAUCCCAGAUGAAACACAGCUACAGAAGGAAAACACAAACAAUGCAAAUGUAACCCAGAUUGCAUUUGGCACAUGUAUUGGAAUAGCACUGAUCGGCCUCAUUAUAGUGCUAAUUCAUUUGCGCCGAAAAGGUUUUUCCAGAAAAGAGCAAAAGACAUCAGUGACGCAACUGGAGGAGCAAACAUGUAGUUUUUUUUUACCAAAGGCAACUGAUUUAAUUUAGUUUGUAUAGAGUAGCAAAAGCAGUGACUUU